This is a messenger RNA of Cydia pomonella (codling moth), 1054 nucleotides long. RefSeq lists its product as uncharacterized. The record is from RefSeq and is a predicted model, not a curated record. Lineage: Eukaryota; Metazoa; Arthropoda; Insecta; Lepidoptera; Tortricidae. The transcript has 3 exons. Bases 552 to 980 code for a protein of 142 amino acids.
CCAUAAGGCCCGUCCUUAGAUAUAAGUCAAUGUACAAUGGCGGUUUAAAUUAGUUUUAGCGAAUGCCCGAUGUUUCGAAGUAGUACCAAAAUUUCAAUAAGAUAUUCAUUGUAUACCUACUUUAUUAUAUUUAUUACGUGUUAAACUCGCCUCUUUGCUCCUGAUAAUUUUAUCAGCACUCAAACUUGAAAAGAAGAGAAAGGUCAAGUAUUACUGUCAUUGUCAAUAGUCAAUUAGUCUGUCAUGGUUUAUCAAUAAUAAGGUCUACAAUUAUCGUUUAAAAUUACUGCGUUUAAAUAUUACAAUCUUGAGUGAACAAUCACAAUGUAAAUUUAUUUUGAUCACUUUCGAGAACGCGCGAAAUUAAAUUUCAAGUGAAAAGUGGAAAUUUAUUCAGGAAAGACGCGCGUUCUCGAUAUCUGUUCUACCUUUUACAAAUUUACUUUAGUAAAUUCCAACCACAAUAGUAUUGAGAAGGCUAAGACUUAGCCGGAGUCUUAAAUAUUCGAGAUUUUGAGGCUCAAGAAAAAGCUUUUGUGACGGAACAUGCAAUGGCCAGCUGUGGGCUGCCCGGCUGCCGCUCGACUGUGAGCGACAAGAGCCAAGGCGAUAGUAGAUUCAAAGGGCCCUGCGGUCUCCCAGACUGCCGAAACGAAACAGCAGCGAGGGCUCAGUCGAGCUCCACCCGCGCAGGAGGUUCAGGGAUGAGAGAGCAGUCCUGUGGCCUGCCAGGAUGCACUGACGAGAAAGCUGCUAAGGAAGGCAAGGAGGUCUGCUUGUACAGAGCGCGCGAUACUUCGGUCUUCGGCCAGCUCAGUGACACGUACAAAUUAUUCUGGGCCACUUGGAAGAAAAUCCAGGACGACCCCUACUACUGGUCUCUUUUCAAGGCCAGUGUUUACUUCUUAUUGGGGCUGAAGCUGUUCGGGGACUUGGCUGCCGAGUUCAAGCCAAUACCUAAAUGCGCGCGGCGCAGAUAAUGUUUGGAUAAAAUAUUUUCCUUAUUUUGUUUUCGAAUUAUACCUAUAAGUAGUUGCCGAAUAACGUUUUAAAA